This is a messenger RNA of Populus trichocarpa (black cottonwood), 1647 nucleotides long. Its product is annotated as 1-aminocyclopropane-1-carboxylate synthase 9. The transcript is spliced from 4 exons. NCBI's taxonomy places the organism in Eukaryota, Viridiplantae, Streptophyta, Magnoliopsida, Malpighiales, Salicaceae. The record is from RefSeq and is a predicted model, not a curated record. The coding region runs from base 138 to 1514 and encodes 458 amino acids. Gene Ontology annotation, biological process: amino acid metabolic process; biosynthetic process. Gene Ontology annotation, molecular function: pyridoxal phosphate binding; transaminase activity.
UUCUUCCCUACAAAGCCUCUCAUAUAAAUUUAGUUCUCUCUCUCUCUCUCUCAAUUUCUGAUCUCACCUAUAACUCCCUUUUCACUUGAUAAACCUUUAGGCUACACACAAGCUAGAGUGGCAGUAUAUCUGUGAAAAUGUUGUCUGCGAAAGCUAGUCAUGACUCCCAUGGACAAGACUCUUCCUACUUUCUAGGGUGGCAAGAGUAUGAGAAGAAUCCAUAUCACGAUGUGCAUAAUCCAUCUGGGAUUAUUCAGAUGGGACUUGCAGAGAAUCAGCUUUCUUUUGACCUUAUUGAAUCUUGGAUAGCAAGAAAUCCGGAUGCGGUUGGGUUGAAGAAGAAUGGUGCAUCGAUAUUCAAAGAAUUGGCUCUCUUUCAAGACUACCAUGGCUUGCCUGCUUUCAAGAAUGCAAUAGUGAAGUUUAUGGCUGAAAUAAGAGGAAACAAAGUAAAAUUUGAUCCCAACAAGCUUGUGCUCACAGCUGGUUCAACUUCUGCUAACGAGACUCUAAUGUUUUGCCUUGCUGAGCGAGGCGAUGCAUUCCUUGUCCCUACGCCAUACUAUCCAGGAUUUGAUAGAGAUCUUCGAUGGCGGACUGAAGUUGAAAUCGUUCCAAUACAUUGCUCAAGUUCAAACGACUUUCAGAUUACCAUGCCUGCAUUAGAAAAAUCUUAUCAAGAAGCCCAGAGACUUGACUUGAAAGUUAAGGGGGUAUUGAUCACGAAUCCUUCAAACCCCUUAGGGACAACAAUGACCCGCGAUGAGCUUAACCACCUCAUUAGUUUUUGCACGGCCAAAAAUAUUCAUAUAGUAAGUGAUGAAAUUUAUUCAGGCACAGUUUUUGACUGUCCUAAGUUUAUAAGCAUCACAGAGGCCUUGAUGGACCGACACCUGGAAAAUACAGAUAUAUGGAGCCGCAUUCACGUUGUUUACAGUCUCUCAAAGGAUCUGGGCCUACCAGGUUUUCGAGUUGGCAUGAUUUACUCCAACAAUGAAACAUUAGUUUCUGCCGCGACCAAAAUGUCAAGUUUUGGUUUGAUUUCUUCCCAAACUCAGUAUCUACUCUCGGGCAUGCUUUCUGAAAGCAAAUUCACUAACAACUACAUGGAGAAAAAUAGCAAGAGACUAAGAAAGAGGAAAGAAAUGCUUGUUUCUGGCCUUCAAUCCGCAGGAAUCAAGUGUUUGAAAAGCAAUGCCGGCUUGUUCUGCUGGGUGGACAUGAGACAUCUCUUAAGCUCUCAGACCUUUGAAGCGGAAAAGGAGCUUUGGAAGAAGAUUUUAUUUGACGUUGGGUUAAACAUCCCUCCUGGGUCAUCUUGCCAUUGCUCGGAGCCUGGCUGGUUCAGAAUUUGCUUUGCAAACCUCUCUGAAGGGACUCUCAAAGUUGCAAUGAAACGUAUCAAGAACUUCGUAGACAACAACUACCAGGAAAUGGUCUGUGAUCAAAGAUCAAUCAUCUAUAAGUGGCUCUCCAAAAUAUUAUCAUACAAUCAUGAAGCUGACCGUUAUUAAGUUCACUGAUGUGAAAACAUAAUUUUUCUAUAUUAAUAGCUAGCAAGGAUAUGAACGAGCAGACAUUUUAACGUGUUAAAGUUGAUUACUUACAAAAUCCGUUAAUAAAACCAAGGUAAUUACUUCUAGUGUA